ACUUGAACUUUAUACUAAAAUAAAUAAAGAAAUGGAUAUGUUAAAUAUUGUGGAUUUUAUAUAUCUUCUAUUGAUAAUAACAAUAGUGCUAUUGAUAAUACGCAUUCUUACGGAAUUAAAGUACGAAUUUGAAACCAAGAAGUCAAAUUUACUAUCAAAUGUUGACGAAAAUCAAUUACCAGACGAUACAGCCUUAGACGAUUAUAAUGCGUCGGUAGAACGUCUUGAAAGAUUACUAGCAAAUCUAAGAACAAGGGACGAAGACUACGAAUCUGUGGCUGACAAAAUAAAUGAUGAGUCAUGGAAUAGUUCUGAUGAUUUUAAUGAUUUCUUUGAUAAUGUUGGAGAACACAAUGAUGAAAUUGAAUUGAUUAUAAAAGUAAUUGAGUACUGCCACAGUAAUCCAGAGAAAAAAACUGAAUAUUAUCCGACAGUCGAUACGAAGGUCAACAAAUUAGCCGAUAAGUUAUCGACUGCUGAUUUAACUGUCGGUAAAACAGUUGAUGAAAUUGUUGAUAACUUCAACGACCUGCAGCACUUUGCACUGAAAUUAUUAGCGAUGUACAUUUAUUUCGGCGAAGAUGAGUCGGUAAAAGAAAAAUGUCGCCGUGAGAUAUUACGAUUUAUACCAGCGGUCGAUAAAUUUAUCAACCAAAAUAUUACAGACCCAACCGAUAUCGUUAGACUGACAGUCUUCAGAUUAUUGGCCAAUGACGGUUACGAUAACGAUAAAUUUAAGACCGAUUUCCAUGAUCUGAAAGUUCGAUCUGCUGUUGAGAGUUUUCUUAUCUUAGAAACAAGAAGCACUGAUGAGCUAGGAGAGGAAUGCCUUUAUAGCGAAGAUUCUUAUCUGGCUCGUGAUAAUCUUGUCGACUACACCAAGCUUUUAGUAAGUGCCUCGAUGUCCGAGAGGGCGCUAAUAAAAUUUAAGUACCCGUCAGCUAAAUAUAAACGCAUUGAGGUCAUUUUGACCAAAUUGUUGCAUCCAACGAUUCCCUAUUUGCCAUUUGGGGUCAUCGGCUUUACCGGCAAUCGGUAUAAUUUUAUCAACGACCUUGGGUGGGACGUCAAAGGGAAUCUAGGCGUCUAUACAUUUCCAUUCAUCGGUCUCGGAGUAUUCAAAACAGAAAAAUUUAUGUUUUCACUCCGCGUACAGAGAGAUGGUAUACCGAUUUCGCUGGCUAAUGAUAAAAAAUGCGCGGAGCUGUCUCUCGGUUGGUUACAGAUGCGUAAAAUGUACGUCAAUGGUUACUCGUACGACCGGGAACUGACUUGGGAUAAGUUGAAAAAUGAGCCAGGUGUGCUUACGAUCGAUGAAAAAGACUACCAACAUUUACUGGCAGAGGAUAUCUUCGGAAAUGGUAAAGUUUAUAAUUGCGUGAAUAUUGACUCGUUCAUUGGACAAUUGACUAAACACAAACUGAUGUUUUGGGGAAAUAAUUAUAAAUUUGAAACGUUUUAUGGCGACUGUACUAUUAAGGAAGUUGGUGUCGUUACUAAUAAUGGCGCCCAGAUAAGUUAUUCAAUUGAAAAUAAGUCAGCCAAAGUUCUUAAAUUUCGUUGGAAAGACGAUUACUCGGGAUUUUCUGAGCACAAAGUUACUGGUGCAUCCACAGAAGAUAAUUUCGUUGUGGUGAAUCCAAAAGGUGGAGGUGAUGAUUAUGUACCGACUAAGUUCACCCUGCACAUGAUGAUUGAGGGUAAGGAAGAUUAUCAAGUUAUCAUUGGGGACUCUAAGGAUAAAAUGUUGACCUUUAGAUAUGCUGGAGAAAAUUAUUACGUAGAACGUAUCUACGAAGAUAGCGAGCUUUUUAAAUGUUCCGCUAAAGUUAAUGAUUCAGCGAAACCAUCUUACGUAAUUGCUGGCAGUACAAGUGGACUUGCCGAUAUACCGCUAGAAUUCAAAGGUAAACGAUACUCUCGUGAUAAAGAAACUCUUAUGUAUAUUAUUAAGUCGAAAUAAGUAUUAUAAUUAAUAAAAUUUUAUCACUGACUAUUUGAUUAAUUGGAAGACUAAUUGAAAAUUUUUUUUGCUG
Molecule: messenger RNA, 2036 nt
Organism: Microplitis mediator
Lineage: Eukaryota; Metazoa; Arthropoda; Insecta; Hymenoptera; Braconidae
Exons: 1
Coding region: 32-1963 (643 amino acids)
Source: RefSeq, a predicted model, not a curated record